CAAAAGUCUUUCAGGAAGAGGGCUUGCCUGGGGUGGCUUCAUGCUGACAGCUCUUGCGGUGUUGUGUGUCUGGCUCCGAGGCUCUGGCUGAGGCUGGCAUACCAGAGCGGCUAUAGAUAACUUCCUAACGCUCUUUUGGGGAACCUUACUAAAACUGUCAUGGCUUUCAGUUACAUUUCUACUUGUUUUCAGGGGAAUUUGUGAGGAUUUAGCAGUGUUAAAGAUCAGGUCACAUCUGUGUAAGCAUACUGACUUUAUGCAAGUAAUUAACACAUAGAGUGUCUUAAAAUUACAUGGGUGGAAGGCUCUGUGAAAGUGCAAAGCAUUUUACUUAUUCAUUUUGACCAGUAUAUACUGGAAAACUACCUGAGACAAAACACAUUAGUCUAUAUAGCAGUUUUUGAGUGAAAACAAUCUGCAAAAAACAGAGAAUCCCCACAAAUGCUUUACAAGGCAACCGUCAGCCUGCGCUGUGCUUCCUUGUUUGCUCCUGCCAAUGCCAAGGUGCUCAGUGCAAAAGUAUUUCUGCCUCACAGGGACUGCUUUUGACCUCUUUGGCCAUAUUUACUGAGGAACUACUCUGCCUGCUGGAGAAGGGGAGGCUUUGUGUGGCUUUGAUUGAGUGUUGCAGUCCAGGAAGAAUGGCAGGGAUCAGGGCUGCGGGUGGGAGCUUCUGUUUACUCACCGAUUCCCUGGCAAUUCACAGCAACAAGGAAGCAAACAUUGGAAAGGUUUGUGGUGCAGCAAGUUUUAGUGUUCAGUUCUUAUCCAAACUAAAGUCAGCUACCAGCCUAGGCAGUGUUGACUUUUAUAAACAAAUUCUUACCUAUGAAACCUCAACCAUUAAGACUACACCCCCAUGCCUUUCUGAGAUUACAGGAUACUAAACUGGUGGAGAAGAUCAACUAUGAUGGACAGUUGUUGGGAUUUUUAUUUUUAGUGGGAUAAAAUCUGAUACUGUCAAGUUAGUCACUCAGAGAUCUCCUUAUCAGCGUCAAAGUUGGAAUAUCUUCUUGCUGUUGGUGUCAGGGAGUUUUUCUCACAAAAUCCAGUUCUUCAUGGUUCCUUACCUGCUGUGCAGUGGGUGCAGUGCCUAAAGCGAAGUAUGUGUUUGGAGAGACUCUUGGCAAGUGUCACCUGUUUCCAAAUCGCACCAUUCUUAGUCUUCAGAUUAUAUUUCUCUUAUUUGUAUUUUGGAUGAAGCAUGACCAGGACAAGGAGUUUCCAUGCUCCUGGUGCAAAAUGUGGUGUUGGUGGGACAGGCCACCAACAGCCUUUUUAUUGCUCCAGUACUCAGUAGUAACUGAGAGUAACCUUCAUGCUGCUCAGCAUUUGAACUUUGUACCCUAUGAAUAACUAAGUGAUUUUUAUGGGUACGUGUUGUUUCCUAGGUUUAAAAAAAAAAAAAAGUCAAACAAAAAAACCCCAACCGACUUGCAUAUAGCAUUAUACUCAGAAAAAUCAUUGGCAGGUUGGAAGUUUUAGCUCCACUCGAGUUUGACCUGAGGUGGGGAGGCCCAGGAAUGUGGUGUUCCCUUUUAAGCUUUGGAAGGAAUUGCAACAUAGGGUCGUGGGCUCUACUCUUUUCUUUAAAUGUGAUUUCUUAGCCCAUACUUUCUGAUCUGUCCCUGUCCAGUCAGUCCUCUGCCUUCACUAUACCAGCUUGCUUUUUUUUUUUUUUUUCACUCCUAUUGAAGAUUUGUUCUGUAGGGUUCUUAUUUUAGCGUACAAGCACCUGCCCAGACAGCCCAGACUUCUGUUGUUUUACAUUUGUAGAUUUCCAAAAAGUUUCCAGUGGAAGUGCAGAUUACUUUAAAGGGAGUUUAAACCUGCAAACAACAUAAUGUUUCCUAGCUACACAUAAUGUAUCUGUCAAAGCAGGUAUCGAACGUGGUAGGGUGUGUAUACAUCUUAUGCAAUCCACUUACAUUAAAGUAGGAAGAAGACAUUAAAUAAUUUUCCUGCUUGCGAAUGAAGAUCUUGGAGACUCUGCAUUUCUCAAAGAAUGUGAAUAAACUACCAUAGAAGACAAGAUGGGGGAGCUCACUAGCUUCAGCUGCUGAAAUAUAGCCCCCACCCCAAUUUUUUAAGGUAAGUAGCAAAUGCCUGCCCCCUGCCUCAGAAAGACCUAAAGUGUCCAAGUGCCUAAACAGGCGAAGCAGAAUGUUUGUGUUGUGCAGCUGUCUCUGCCAUACCGCUCUCAGGGAGAACAGAUGCAAGCUGUAGCAGUGUUAGUCUAUCUUUCUGAAAUAAACAUUCUUGUGAGCUACUUAAACAUCAGGCGGUUUUCUAGCAAUGUUUUCCUUUGUGGUUUUUUUUCACUUGCCAUUUGUUUUCUCUUGUUUCCUCCUGUUAUCCCCAUUCCCUGCUUUUUGCAGUCAUCUUUGCACAUUAGGCACUUUCUCUGAAUUUAGAGGCUGAAGAUUUAACUGAAAGACAGGGUCAGGACACUUUGGCAAAUGCUUCUAGUGGUAAACAGGUUUUGGUUUGUGUUGUAACAGAGCCUUACAUCUGUUCCUGUUUGUCUGAGAGUUUAGGAUUUAAUACUGAGAGAGCAGGCAGCACAUCUGAGCCAUUUCAGCUGGCAGAAGUAUUGUGAUUUUGUAGUUUUUUUGUAUUGCAUGUAACCUAACAGUAUUUUCAUGUGUGUAUAUUUAUGUAUACUUUUCUCUGUACAUAAAUAGAUAUAUAUAUGUUUUACAGUUUCUGAAGUUGGAAGAUACUCUACAUUCAGCCUGGGCUAAAAAAAAUAAUCUCUUGCAUGGAAAAAAAAGAAGGCAAAGCACAGGAUUUACUAUGUCAGUAUGACAUGACACAUUUGUUCAUGGUGGGUUUUAUUGCACAUCUCUAACAUGGAUUGCAGAAAGCAGGGCAUGGAAGCAGAUGCUUUUAAGGAGGAAGACCAUAUGUCACAGCAGACAGCCAGUGAUCUGGCAAACACAGUGCCAUCUUCCAAAAUAAUGAUAGAGAAGGUCAUGCCUCCUUUAUCCCUGCGUUGGGUUGACAAUACAAAUGAGUCCUCUAGCAAGCAGUGUCCACUUUUAUACAGUUCAGAAGCUAGUGGUAUGAUAGGCAACAGUAAUGUCUCCACAGAUAACUUGGGCCACAACCAAGCUUUUCAGCAUGCAAGGCAAUUGCGUUCUCCAGCCAGCUCUGAUAUUUUUCCUCAGAAGUUGACUCCCAGUGUAACCCAGGAUGGAAUUCAUGAUGCAAGUGACACCUUGGAAAUGUUCACUCCUCUUCUGCUCCCUGCCUCAGAACCUGGGACGAACCACUGUGCUCCUACCUACAAAAACAUGGAACAGACUCCAGGGCAGCAGGACCAGGUGAUGAGGCAGCAGAUGGAGCAGCUGCAAAGGCUGGUGGCUGAACAGCAGAAAAUCAUUGCACUUUACAACCCAGGCUUUUCUGUUUCUCCUGGGAUACCUUCCCACCUAGUAGCCACAAUGCCACCCCUUCCAUGCUUUCCGGUUGCUUUCACUCCUGUCCAGUUCCCAUCAGAAAAUUCUUCCCAAGUUGAGAGCCCAGAGUGGUUACAGACCUCUCCCUCAGCAAUGCACUCUGCUUGGCAAAGCAGACCCACGCUGUUUGUUCCAAAUGAAAGCAGUUCAGAAAUCUCAGGAGAGCACAUGCAGCUUUCAGAUUCAGGGAUAAGCACUGAGCCAUUGCUUCCGUGUACUGAGCGCCCCACAAAAAAACUUUCCAGACAAGAUGCUCAAGAAGAGAACAGAAAAGAAAACAAAGAUAACAGUCAAUUAAAAGAAAGGAGUUCCCCUGAAACUUUUUCUGCUGUCAAAGAAGAACAAAGAGAACAAGUAAAGGAGGAGAUUUCCCCAUCUCCCUUUGGCAUAGAGGGGAAGAUGAAGACUAGAAUCACAGAAGACAGACCAAUCACACCAGCAGCUGGUAUCAGACAGAAGACUUCUGAAGAAUCUGUUGAAGAAAAACUCAAAGCAGACAAUCAUCUUAUAGAAAAAGAGCAGAAGGAGCCGCAGAGCAAGGCAAAAGUAACACCUCGGAAGGCUUUUCUGAAACGAAAAGAAGGUAUGGCAAGGCUUAAAAAGAAUAAACAGAAGCUUUUAAAAGAAGACAGCAAGCAUUACAGAAGAGCUGGUUUGGAUUGCUGUGGUCGUUUCUCCCAGUCUGGCCAAAUGGAUGCAGGUAUACUGCAGCCAGGGGAAUGCUCUCAGUUAAAUCUGCAGGUCAGUAGCUCCGUGCAGAUAAGUACACAUGAAAAAAAAGCAGACUGUGCUUUAGCUGAGUGGGAGAUCAAAGCUCAGGCUGACUAUGAAGCAAAAGUAGUUGAGCAAAGUGCAGAAGAAAAAGAAGUGAUUGGGAGAGAUGAAGACACAAAAGAAAAUGAUGUUGACUCACCGCAGAGAAGGUGGCCUGAAAUCCUCCAGCCAUGCCCUGAAACUGUAAUAGAAAUGAACCUACAAGUAGGUGAGGAAAGAGAAGCUCAUCAUAUGGAUUCUCUAGGACAAGCAGACAGAACUGAUGGAAGACCUGUGAAGGGCACCCCGCAAAAGGACCUCGGCAGUGUGGAUCAGCCUCGGAAGGGUCAUCUUAAAGAGGGAGAAAAAAAACCCUUGGAAGUCCUGCAAAAGCAUUAUCCACUUCAGGAUUUAGAAGGACACUGCAUCAAGGAGGGGGAGUGGAAGGCAGGCCCUGCGUUCACACAGCAUCAGAGGUGGGUUCAGGUAUGGCCACAGGAACUUGUUUCAGGGGACCAGAGCUCUGAAAGCAAAAGACAAAUCCAUACUGGGUUUAAGAUGGUCAAUGGUAAGAUAGUAAAACUUACAAGUAGCUCACCUGAGGCUGUGGGAGUGGGAAGCUCAUCCUCAGCCUUGCAUCAAGAGUGGCAAAGGAAGGGGACAGCUGCCUUGACCUGGCACGUUGCAUCUUUGCCCUGUGAGUCAAGCUGCUUGUCCUCCAACACUGAAGAUGACCCCAGACCUCACCAUGUUCAGUACUGCUCCCAGCGUGAACUUCAGGGAGUCGAUCACACUGACAGACAUUUGGAUCUCUCUGAUGGUGAUUAUGCUAGUGAUGAGCCCAGUGGAACUGAAAAAAUAUCUGUUAGAAGAUACAGCAGAUCACCCCCAAGGAAACAAGAUAUUCAAGCCAUCUCAAGACAGCAAGGUCUCUCCUGCAGCACAAGCAGCAGCGAUUCCAGUACUGGGGCUGUCAGGCUGAAAGGGAGCAAGGCUUGCUCUUCUCUUCAGCAGCCCCCCUUUCAUCUCACAAGAUUGAAAAGGAGAGAGCAUGAGCCUGAAUCAAAGAACAAGAGUAGGGCCAGGUAUGCUCAGAGCCCACAUCUGCCAUCCUCAACAGCGGCUGGUGAGAUUCGUGCUUUCGAGAUUAAAGGAAUCCCUACAGUGGAGGAACCACAGAAAAAACUGUUUACAGACACAUUAGAAGAAACUCAGAGCAUCCUUACCAGCGGAUUAGAGAAUGGCAUAUAUAGCAGAGGAACCCCUGCCCUGAACAGGGUGAGAGAACAAGAGAAAGGAAUGCAUUUUCACAGAGCGCGAAUGGACCAGCUUAAGACUGUCAGGAGCCAGGAGCUGACUCACUCUUUGGAAUACAAUAGCAAUGCAAUGCACCCACUGCAGAAAGAAAAAAAUGCCCACAGCAAGUUCAAAGGGACAGCUACAGUCACUGGUGAAAAUGUGAAAUUGGAAGAAAUACAAAUAUUAAAACAGCAGAUUGCUGGACUGCAGGAGGAGUUCAAGAGAAAUGAGUCCUGCUGGCACGCUGCCUACAGCAAGCUGAGAGACCAGGUUGAGAUGCUGACCAGACAGAACAUGGAGCUUCGAGAUGAGCUCAGUGUUUCAGGACAUCAGAAACAAAAAGCAGAAAAAAACCCCAAAGCUGUGAAUUUCAUGGACAGAAAAUCAGAGAUCCUGGUUGCAGAAGCUAUUCUGCGAGAGACAACAUCAUCAUCCAGACAGGAAGAAAGAUCAUGGAGAGAUAAUCCCAGGAGCCACAGUGUCUGUCAUGUGGGGCCGAAGACAUCUUUGCAAAAACACUUCUUUAGAGAUAUGAAUAACAAAGCAACAAAAAGCUCUGUGCAAAGGGCUGAUCCUUUGCAAUCAGUGACAAAGGAACAUCAAGAAAAGAAACCAUCUAACUGCUCCCUUGGCAGAAGCUCAACACCAACUGGCAGGAGGACACCUCACCAGGGAAGACUGACACCUCUUGAACCAGAGAAAGUUGGACACCAACCCUCUCCUACUGGGAGAAGAACAGAUGACAGGAAAUCACCUGGAGCUGUCUUGUAUCUGAGUACUGGUUUUAAGGAGCCUAACUCAUCUUCCUAUGUAAAAGGUUCGUCUAUGCCCGUUUCAGGUAGCUCAGAAGGCAUGCCGCUGUCACAUAACCACAGCAAGGACACUUGCAGCUUUGCACUCUGCAGUAAGAAUGAAGAAACAGAGCCUCCAAAAUCGAUAAUGUCUAGAAGGUCAAUGUUUCAUCAAGAAAGAAGAAACAGUGAAGAAGAGGUGCAGGAAAAAAUAGAGUAUCGUGACGGAAAGGUAGAAGAGGUGCUUACUGAUGGACGUCGAAUCAUCACUUUCUGCAAUGGUACUAAAAAAGAGAUCAGUGCUGAUAAAAGGAUGACAACAAUUAGCUUUUUUAAUGGAGAUGUAAAGAGGAUCAUGCCAGAUCAGAGAGUGAUUUAUUAUUAUGCAGAUGCACAGACAACCCACACCACAUAUCCAGAUGGCCUGGAGGUGCUGCAGUUUCCUAAUAAUCAGAUAGAAAAACAUUACCCUGAUGGCACACAAGAAAUUGUAUUUCCAGAUCACACAGUGAAACACCUCUAUAGUGAUGGAUUCAAGGAAACUUUUUUCCCAGAUGGUACAGUAGUAAAAGUAGAAAAGAAUGGAGAUAAAAUAGUGGUGUUCAGUAAUGGCCAAAAGGAGAUUCGUACUGUGCAGUUCAAGAGGCGGGAGUACCCUGACGGCACUGUAAAAACGGUGUACUGCAAUGGCAGGCAGGAAACCAAGUACGCCACUGGAAGAGUUCGAAUCAAAGAUGAAGAGGGUAAUAUCAUCCUAGAUAAGAAGUGAUUCCUGCCCUCAAAGGGCUCCAAUGUACUUUCCAAUGGAUCAGACUAUCAGCAAAUCACCAUUCAAGUUACAGACCAUCUUUGGAAGAAAUAGAUUGAAUAGAGCAAGAAGUGUUACUAAUACUGAUCGUACACAUGCUUCAGUUUAUUAAUUUGAUUAUGAUGCCAUGAACAUCCAUGCAGUUUGAUGUUGGCUGGUGUGAUAAUAAAAUUGCAUUGAUUUUCCUUUACUCCUGUAUAACAAAGGAACAGUUUAUAAGCCUGUGCUUUUCACUACUGAAAUAUUUAGUGUAUGUCUUGUAAAAGAAAACUCUAAUUAAAAGAAAUGCAAGAUAGUGUUCUUUUCAAUGUUUCACCAAGAUUUUCAGUUGAGUGCUGCCUUACACUGACCAAAACCCACUAUGUUGAUUUUUUUUUCUCAAUUAAACAUCAUGAAAAAGGUGAAUGUGAUGAAUGUUUUUAGUUUGGCUGGAAAACUAGAUGUGAUACUAUUGUUUUCUAAAGGACUGCUGUUUUUAUUCGCAGGAAUUCCUUUUAACAAAAGGUUCCUGUUCUCCAGUUAAUACGCUGACAUUCCUUUUGUUUCUAUAGUAAUACACGAAACAGGCUUUGUUUGCAAGCCUUAAAAUGCUGUUUGCCAAUCAAUAAUCUGUGCAUAUAAUCCCUUCUAAUUGUAAAUUAAAUAAAAAAUAAUUUUAUUUGUGUGCUGCUUGCUUCUUGCUUCAUUAAGCAUUCUUGACUGUACUUGCAGGAAGCAUUUUGAUCCUGAAAUAAUUUGUCCUACAGUCCUGCACAGGUGUAACAGAUAGGGGAUAUGUGCAAGUCAGUCUCUGAAAUUAUGCAUGCAGCGAUGCACGUGUGCAAACACCUUGCUGAUGUAUGCAUUGACCCUGCUGAUGCAUGCAUUCACCUUGUUAGCACCUGCUUACGGGGAGGUUAUAAUGGUACCUAAGUAUGGGCCUUGUUCUACUUUCUGGCAAAUCAACGGCAAACCUUCCAUUGGUGUAAUCAAACGGUGGGACUACUGAGGAUUUCACAGUAUUUUUGCCAACCCCUGUCUGGCUACUGUUUUUACCAAGACAUGUUUUUCAAGUAACAUUUUAUAAUACAAUAGCAAAGGGUUUAUGAAAGUAAAGGCACAAAUUUGGUUUGAAAAGGAGACAUAAAAACACCUACAUAAAUGAGAAGCUCUGUCAGGUGCUAUAACUUGGAAUCCUUCACAGACCAGUUAUGACACAUGCCACAUUAUUUUUCACAGGCUGAUUCUCACAUCCUAUCUCCUCCACCUUCCACUUGCAUUAAUUAGGUAACCAGAAGCAGUGAUGGCUCUACCAGCUAUAGUUCAUAGUUGUAGGAACACAAAUAAUCCAAAUUAAGUGUGACUGCAUAUGGACUUAAACUGUAGUAAUACACAUACCUACUUUACUAUCUUUUUUGUCCUAGAGGGUUUAUAGCAAACAAAUUCUUAUGAAUCCUUCGGGGAUGUGGCACACAGCUGGUAAGCCCCACUGCUCAUCUUUCUACAGGUUUUCUGGCAUUAGUGAAAGCAUGCUACAGCCAGCAUUUAGCCUAAAUUUUGAUUCAAAAUUAAAAUAGUGACUUCUGAACAGUUACUUCCAUUCAGACGGCUGGGGGCAGCAAAGAUGUACAGGGGAAGGGCGGUAUUUUGAUCACCAUCUCAAAUGCUUCAGUUCAGUGUUAGUAUUUUUCCGUGCACAGAUGAUCACCAGUUUUAAUGCAAGCAAAACAAAGCUGCCAAGCCACUGUACCCAUCAGGUGGCUAAUGCAGUCUGUGAGACAGAGGUUUGAUCCAGUCUUCUGAACGUGGUAUUUGCAGUUUAUAUGCUGCCCUCUGAUAAUGAAUUUCUCUGUUAUCUUGGGAAGCCUAAUUAUUUCUUUAUUCAGAGCUUAUCUGAAACAAAAUACUGGAGCAGUAUAUAGAUUUUUUAAAAACUACUUUCCAUAUGAACUACUACAGAAACCUUCCAGUCAUAAAAUGAAAGUUAUUUCAUACUGUUGUUUCAUACAAUGCAAAAUUAAUUUCUGGAAAUGAAUGUUGGGAAGCUCACCGGAUUCUUCAAUGAUAAUUUUGUGUCAUUCAUAUUAUAAUGCACCUUUGUAAACUGAGUGCGUGUUGAAUGCUCCAUGGU
This is a messenger RNA of Falco peregrinus (peregrine falcon), 9222 nucleotides long. RefSeq names its product centromere protein J-like. The coding region runs from base 2853 to 7073 and encodes 1406 amino acids. Gene Ontology annotation, molecular function: tubulin binding. NCBI's taxonomy places the organism in Eukaryota, Metazoa, Chordata, Aves, Falconiformes, Falconidae. Gene Ontology annotation, biological process: centriole elongation; cilium assembly. The record is from RefSeq and is a predicted model, not a curated record. The transcript has 20 exons. Gene Ontology annotation, cellular component: centriole; centrosome; nucleus.